This is a messenger RNA of Cherax quadricarinatus, 935 nucleotides long. NCBI's taxonomy places the organism in Eukaryota, Metazoa, Arthropoda, Malacostraca, Decapoda, Parastacidae. The record is from RefSeq and is a predicted model, not a curated record.
UUUUUCUGUUUUUAAUAGAUGUUCUUGGGUCAGCAGUAGGAUGGGCUAAGGUAAUAAAUGGAUGUUCAAGACUGCUGGAUGCCUUGGAUGCCUGGAAGAGCAAGUCCAAUACCUUCUCCCUUGGUGUGUGUAAUGGAUGUCAACUGAUGGCACUUCUAGGCUGGCUGGAUCCUCCUGGUCACCACCAGGAUAAAUCUUCAGCAGUUGUUUUAGCUCAGAACAUCUCUGGACGUUUUGAGUCUCGCUGGUCCAGAGUUGUAGUCGAGACUUCAAAGUCUGUGUUGUUGAAGGGCAUGGAAGGUGCAAAGCUGGGAGUGUGGGUGGCACAUGGGGAAGGUCGAUUUAUCUACUGCACCCAGCAAGUGUUGCCGGAGCUGGAGUCUGACGGCUGCACGCUCUCCCGCUACACGACGACCAGACCAACCCACUCACAAAACCCUUUCAAACCAAAGGGGACCCACAAGGAUUGGAGUUAUGAAGACUACCGACGUCAGCAGAACUUCUUAAAUCAGGCUGGACGCCAGGUGGCAGUUAGACAAGCUGGACGUCAGGUGACAGUUAGACAGCAGAUAAAAGAGAAAGCAUAUGGCCAGAAGGGAAAAGGCAAAGACAGUAAGGGCUUUGUGAAGAACCAAAAGAAAGAGAAGGUUGAGGAGUCAGCAAUGGCAGCAGCAGCAGCAACUGGGAUAACAGAUGAUCACAAACAACAUAAGACAGAUGAGAAGUGCUCGCCUCUCAGUCACCUUAAAAACAGUUUCAAAGAUUUCCAAGAAGGAACAGACAGCUCAGAAGAUAUUGGAUCAUGCGAGGAGAGUGAAGGAGAGGCUGACAGUGCUGACAACGCUGACCAAACUCAACAAAAGAACAAAAUACAUAAAAAGAUUAAUAAGGAAAACCAACUAGAAGAAAUCCUCUCGGUAAGAAUGAUGUUGUGA